Messenger RNA from Lotus japonicus, 4191 nucleotides. RefSeq names its product protein C2-DOMAIN ABA-RELATED 9-like. NCBI's taxonomy places the organism in Eukaryota, Viridiplantae, Streptophyta, Magnoliopsida, Fabales, Fabaceae. The record is from RefSeq and is a predicted model, not a curated record. The transcript has 4 exons. The coding region runs from base 255 to 767 and encodes 170 amino acids.
AUAAUUAGGACACAAAAAAAUAGUUUCCGGUAAAUGUUUGAAGAUUAUUUAGUCGAAUCCACUUUUCUAUUUCGUCGAUUGAUCUUCAUGUGUUAAAUCUUGAAAUUGUGCCUCUUCUUUAUUCAAUAGGUUCUUGAUAACUCUCUAAAUCAAUAUUGUUGUUGUUCACAAGAGUUUCCUUAAAUUUCAUCAUUGUAUUGGUGUGGAAAUUUAUUUAUACACUUAAAAUCUCUGCAAGCACAAGGUGUGUUUAGAUGGAUAGUAUUCUGGGUCUUCUCAAGCUUCGAAUUAAAAGAGGUAUUAACCUUGCAAUUCGUGAUGCUCGUUCCAGCGAUCCUUAUGUUGUUAUCAAUAUGGGAGAACAGAAGCUGAAGACCCGUGUGAUAAAAGCAAAUUGCAAUCCUGAGUGGAAUGAAGAAUUGACCCUUUCUAUAAGGGAUGUUAAAACUCCAAUACACUUGACAGUUUAUGACAAGGAUACUUUCUCAGUGGAUGACAAAAUGGGUGAUGCAGAGAUAGACCUGAAACCAUAUUUUCAGUGUCUGAAGAUGGGAAUGAAAAAGCUCCCAAAUGGGUGUGCACUCAAGAGGAUUCAGCCAAGCAGGUCUAACUGCCUUGCUGAAGAGAGUAGCUGCAUUUGGCAAAAUGGGAAAAUAAUCCAGCCAAUGAUUUUAAGAUUGAGAAAUGUUGAGAGUGGUGAAUUAGUUGUGGAAUUGGAGUGGGUUGAUGUUACAGGUUGCAAGGGCUUAUCAGAGGUUUCAUUAUAAGUGUGUCUCAUUUCCUGAAGGUUAAUUAUAUAAGGCAUCAAUUGAAAUCUAUUGUGAUUUACCUUUAUGAGACUGUUGUUGUAUGUAUAAAGCUAAUCAAGCUUAGACUACUUUGUAAUUUAUCUUAUGAAUGUAGUAAUCUAAGAUAUAGAUGACAGUAAAUUUUCAAAAAAUUUAAUCAUUAGUAUUUUUCUUGGUGAUAAUAUCUGUGUGAGUAAUCAACUAUUCAAAGUAUUUCUUCACGUAUCAACUUGACUUGAUAAGCAUCAAGAUUUCUUCAAGAAAUUGUAUUUCUCAGAUCUAUUACUUCUAGGGGUGGUGUGCAACCAACGAAGCCUUGUGGAAGGUUUUUUUUGAAACUGUGGUUGCCCUUAUUAGAAUAUAGCUAGAGUGCAAGGACCAAAUCUUCAAAUACUUCUUAGUUAGUUAGAAGAGUUAGUCUUGUGUAUAAGUAUCAGUGUCUUUGUAAUGUUCAAUUAACUUUUUACAAUGUAAACCUUUACUCUUUGUUAUGGCUUCUAUUAGCUUUUGGGUUUGCAACUUUAUCAUGGUACCAGUAGACAAAUUUCCGCAUCUCUUUCACUGAUUUCAUCAAUUGCCCACUGCAAUUGAUAAUCUUUUUGACUGAUUUUUUCAAUUGCUCACUGCAAUUGAUCUUUGCUUUUGAUUCCAGUUUCUGUUUCGAUUUCGUUCUAGUUCCUUGUGAUUUCCAGAAUCAUUACUCUACUUCCUAAUCUUCAAGCUCGUUUCUUGACGAUUUCAUGGCGGAAACCUCCGAUCCACCAUCGCCACCGUCAUCGCCUUCGAUCUACAGCAUUCAAUCAGCGGAAACCACCGCCACUGUCAUCGAUCUCAGUUCAUCUUCAUCAUCGAUUCAAGCCUUCUUCUCUCAUUCACAGAGGGUUUGAUUUUGGGGUUUUCUACUUUUCUUCGAUCAAUCUGUGAGCUUCACUGCGAUUGCUUCUUCAAGCUUCGGUGGUUGAGCUUCUGAGUUCGUCUUCUUUGUCGCGUGCUUCAAAUUCGCGAUUCUUCGUCACUGCCUGCAAGAUUGAAUUUCAGAUUCUUGAUUUCUAGUGCAUUCAUCCAUGGCGGCUCCUGGGAUUCCGUCACCGUUCCGGCACCAUAUUCACAAUCAAGGUUUUCAAUCUUUCAGUUCUUUGAUUGAUUCAAGAUUGCCUAUUGCAAUCUUUUCUCGAUUUCGGUUGGUUUUUGCGAUUUCUGAAUCGCCACCUUCGAUUAUCGAUCAUCAGCGUUCAAGUCUCAUAUUGGAUUCCAUUUCAGAGUAUCCAUCUCGAUUCUUGAAGCUUCAACCAAGAUCUUUCGAUCUUUCAUCAAAUUCCUAUUGCGAUUCUAGAGAAUGCAUAGUUUUUGAUUUUCAAGCUCGAGUGUUGAGCUUCCAUGGCGGCUAUCCGUCAUCAUCACCGUUGACUGGUUCUACGGUUCAUCAGUUCGAUCUGCACAGGUUCUUCAAUGGAGUCAUCUUCUUCUCCGACCACUGCAACAUGAACUUCAUCGGAGUCAUCGACUUCUCCGAUUCUCAACUUCACCGGAGUCAUCUCCUUCUUCGGUUGAAGUCUCUUCCCGGUGUCCAUAGGAGAUUCCGAUCGAUCCUUUCGUUGCUUGGCUCCUUCAGAAAGGGCUUCUUGGAUUCUUCUUCAUUUUCGGCAUCGUCUCUUCUGCACAUAGAUUCAUGGUUUGUGCAUCAACCCUCUGCCAUUGUUGUUCAGCCUGAGAUUGUCUAUGAUCACACUGUUUCACAAGUUGUGGAGGUAACAAUUUUCAAGACUGAAUGUUCAUUUUUAAUGACUGAAAUUCAUCAAUUUGUGAAACUCUGGUUUGGAUUAUGGAAUCAUUUUCUUGUUUGGCCGAUUGUUUUGAUAUUGGUGUUUGAUCCUGGAGGAUUUUGGCUUUGUUCACAAGAUGUUUGUGAAAAGUUUUUAGAGAAUUUUUUCAUGAAAGUUCAGUUUGAUAUUAGAGGGGUUUUCUGUUGUUCACAAGUUGGUUAUGAUAAUGCCACUGGAAUUCACGAUGUAUAUGUUAUUGUUCCUGCUUUAUCAACACCUGAUAAUAAUAAAGUUGUUACUUUGGAAGUAUAUGUCUAUGCAAGGAAAUCUUCUGAGAUUGGGAUUGUAGAAGCCAUUGUAGAUCUUCUGCAUCCAGGACUUAGCUCCCCUGAUCUGGUUUUCACAUGUAUCACCUUCAAGAACAUUGCUGUAGAUGAUGAACUAUGUAACUUCAUUACUGUUACAUGUGGUAUAGAUGCAGUCCUCAGAUAUAUGAAUGACAGUGGUGCACAAGGCAACAAAGUUGUAAUCACAGAUUGCUGCACGUUAUUUUUUGCCUGAAAGAAUCCAAGAUUUCACUCGAUGAAGAUUCUGAAUUUCCUUUUCUUUUACAAGAUGUUUAUCCUCAAAGUUUGCAUAGAGAGUACCAGGUAACAGUUUUGGUUGUGAGAAUUCAGAAUCUAACACAAGUGAGAUAGAUAUUGCCUCAUGCAAGGGAGUGGAAUCUGAACUGAAUCAGCCAAGAGUGCAAGUCUCUUCUCCCUGGAUCUCUUCUGGGAAGCUGUUUGGCCUUGUUUUUUUUUUUUAGCAAAAGGACCAGUUACAAGUUCUAUUGUUUAGCCAUUGAGGAUUGCACUAGGAAAUUCGAUCAGUUUAGCUAGAGUGCAAGGAAGUCAGAGUUCUCUUUCCUGCUGUACUUGCAUUGUUAUUGGUUCUGGUUGUCUCACGUAGGUAAGCAUUCAUGCUGGGCUUGUUCUUCUGGAGCUACAAGGGAUCCAAAAGCUAGCUCUGAGUAGAUUCAGCCUUGUUUUCUUAUCGUUUGGCAUCUCAGUUCCACUUGUGUUUGUUGGUGGUCGAUUUCGGUGGCGUCACUUUAGUAACCAAAAGUCAAAUAAAGCGGAAAAGCAGGUCACAUUGAUUUAAAAAAAAAAGGUGAUCUAGGAUCUUGUGGAGACAAGCAAAAUCCCCUGGUAGAUACCAGAGCAGCCUUGGUACAUGAACUCAUCAUACUCAUUGUUACUUGUGCUGCGAUCACAAUACUUCUCUGCUACUUCCAGCUGUGUAGUGUUUUUUUUUAGUACUUUUGUUCCUUGUAUUUCAGCUCUGUUGUGUAUUGGAUAGUUAUGUUCUCAAGCUUGGUAGUGUUAAUAUUAACCACUUCCAAGCUUGCGGGGGGAUAUUAGAAUAUAGCUAGAGUGAAGGACCAAAUCUUCAAAUACUUCCUAGUUAGUUAGAAGAGUUAGUCUUGUGUAUAAGUAUCAGUGUCUUUGUAAUGUUCAAUUAACUUUUUACAAUGUAAACCUUUACUCUUUGCUAUGGCUUCUAUUAGCUUUUGGGUUUACAACUUUAUCAGCCCUUAAGCAGCCUAGUGUAAUUAUUAAUAAAUGAGUUGGCGCCUGGUCGAUCAACGUUUGCUUGGA